AUGACAGAGUUUUGGCGAUACUACUGGACCACCGGUCAAACUGAAGAGCCAAAGCACGAAGAGCUCAAGAACCGAGUGAUCCAGCCGACCAGCGACUUCUACAUCCGGCUGUUCGAGGGACAAGUGCUCCUCCGCACCGACUAUCGCCUAGCUCGGCACCUGAUCCAUUGCCAACACGACAACGUCGAAUCGAACGAUUGGGUGAUCGCCGACUCGGAAGUCCAGCAAGUCUUCCAGAGCGGCACUCGUCUGCCCGUCCGCUUCAUCCGCCUCGCUGAGAGCCUCGCUCGAUUCCAGCGACGAACCUUCGAGCUACCUGGCCGCAAGGUCGACGACUUUGCUAGCUAUCCAGUCCUCUCGUACCCACCUGGUGUUUCUCGUGCCUACUUUUCCGGCCCACGAAUUCACCACGACCUGCCGAUAGCUGUUGAUCAGAUCUUCGACUGUCAUUUCAGCCUACUUGGCGGCAAGUACAAGCUGCCACUCGAUCGUCAGUUUGACCCUCGAUCAACCUCGAGAGUCGACCGCUGCACCCGCCAAGCCGAAGACCUCAUCAACAACCAACUAGCCAUCCGGCGAACCGAGCGCCGUAGGUGUGACUGGUACUGCGCCGUCAGAAUCAAACGCCGCACGUACAGAAUAUUACGUGAGCUGGUCGUACGAUACUACAACCCCAACAAGCCGAAAAACGAGAUCAAGCUCUUGGUUGAAGCACAAGUCCAGCUCGUGUGCCCACACCACGAUAUCCACUUCAGUAUUGGACACUAUCACAGGCGCGAGCUCGAGCACCUGACCUCCGGACUGGGCCUCGGGGACUCAUACCUCGUCCACACCUUUUCCAUCGGACGUCCAGGUCUGAACCUACCCAUCCACCUAGGCCAACUAGUCGACCGCCAAUCGGAAGGCACUCAGCUCUCAGGCAACCAAGUGCCCUCCGAGCCUCCUCCCCUCCAGCCAGACCAGUGCCCCGACUACGAAGCCAGGACAUACCUCAAUAGCAGAAGCACCCAGCCAGCAAGCCCGGCGCCUCCUCGACCCCGAAGAUCUUCAACAGACGGUCUCAAGACUCCUCGACUUUGGCGACGAGCGUCCCUGGACGCGGAGUACAUAAUCCUCAUGGCGAAGGAGACCAAGAAAGGAGCCAAGAACAAGAGCAAGAAGGAGAAGGAGAAGGACACCCCCACCGAAGCAACCGCCUCCAUCGAAGAACCGACACGACGUAGCGCCCGCAACAAUGCAGCAGACAACACGCCCAAGAAGGGCGAGGCCAGCCGACCAGCCACUCCUUCCUCCAGCUCGAAGAAAGGCCUGCCAGCCAAGGAGAUCAAGUCUGUACCCCUGCCACUCAACAUCGACAUAUGGCGCCGUCGGACCCAGCACCCGACUACCUCCCAGUACGACUGGCUGAACGACGAGAUGCCCGAACCUCCCUCGCGUCCAUCCAGCUUUCCAUGCGAGCUUGGCGACGUCUCAGCCCGCUAUUGGUCUCUCCUCCCGAAUGGCACAGACCACAAGACGUACAACCAGGAUUACAAGAUCGAAUCCAACGACGCUAUCAACAUACGACUCGCCGCGUCUACUGGAUACGACAUCCAGGACAUUACGAAAUGGCGCCUAAAGGGCGUCGCAAUCUGCGAGAACGGCGUCAUCCUAGUCCCUCGAGCCCACGACCCCUUGCUCCGAAAAGAGCAGAAACUCCAUUGCAGGCACGUUAGUCGCACCGGCAAGACUGUCGAAGGCUUCCCUUACGAGAGCCUGUUCCAGGAGUUCAUCGGUCGCAACGUCGUCAUCUACAAGACUAGCACCGCUACCUACGGCUUUACGGUACCGAGAGAGGCGUCCAACGUAAAGAGGAAGUGGUUCAUCAACGGCGUCAGUUGGCCACCUCUCGAGUUCGUCACGAACACCGCCCUAGCCUGGGAAGCCCAGCAACCAGCCGCCGAGGCUAACGACGAGGUCGAGCAAAUACAUACAAUGGCCAUCUCAAAAGACAAGAAGACUCGAGUUAUCCCUUAUCAGAACUUCGUGCAACCAGCUGAGCCAUACGGCAAGGACGGCUCACCGACGGAAUGGCAGGAAGAGAGGAUUCAUUGGGAGCAGCAAGUCGAGGGCGUAGGCGACAAAGGCGUCGACUACCUGGCUCGGAACCGCGCACAGGUAGUCAUUUUCCCACGAAAGCUCUAUCAAAGCGAAGACGAGGAUGACGACAACCGUGGCAGCCCAACUCCUGCCGGACCGAAGACCGAACGCACCUCACAAACAAGCGGCCCUCCGGCCGGACCGAAGACCGAACACACCUCACCACCAAGCGACCCUCAUGCUCGUACUUUGAUGGCUCCUCCGCCGCCACUGAGGCUGCAUCAAUCGCUGCGACAGCCGCCGCUCCAACAGGACUUUGGGUACCCACCUGGAGUGAACCCCUGGAAUGCUGCCAGCCAAGGAAACAGCCCCCCUGGACUUGGAAUCAAGCUUGGCAACCCAGCUACAGCCUUCACUAAUCCAAACGAUGGCUUACCAGCCGGCGAUGUCAAGAAAGACAGCGACGAGCGACCCGAGAAGCGAUCGCCUAGCCCAGACCUUUUCUCCCCCGACUCGCACAAGAGGCGACGACUUCAGUAUGAGGAACGGAAGAGCUCUCGAAUCCACAAGCUGCUGAACGGUGUGAGUUCCCAAACCGAUCUUACUCCACAGCAGAUCGCUUGGCCUGAGGAAGAAGGUGCACAGCUUGCCAACGCCCUUGCUGCCCUCGGCCGCAAGCAGUUCCUCUACCCAACCAAAUGCCCACCAGACGCUACGUCGAAGGUGCCAGAUACACGCGCAGCGGACGAGUUCCAAGAGCACGUCUUCGAGUGGUCGGACUCUAGGGGCCUUGAAGCGGACGACAUCUUCCCUCAUUGCACCGCUAUGGAGAGCUACAUGGCUAUUCUGAUUCUCUUCAACCAUUGCGUCCAACCGGAUGGCUCGGCGAGCCGGGGCUACAACGAAACCCCAGCAGCAAACCAACAGCUCAAGUCCUCAGACCCCUACACCGAGCAGGCACCUAGGACCCGAGCCCUCCUAUGCCACGCUGCAAAUCUGAAGGCAGCCGCGCAAGCAUGCUGCUUCGCCUCUGAGUUUGAGGGCCUCUACGGUCUCGCAGGCUCCUUUCUCGAAAGCCUGAGGGACUUUAGCACCCAAGCUACCCGACUCCUCUCCGCCCCGACCAGGAAUCCACCACCCAAGCGAGCCUUCGGCGCCGACGCCAAAGCUACUAUCCGCAGCCAUCUGAACAAUGUCAAUGUUGUCGAUACCACAGCUGCCGACCCAGCAUACGUUCACCUCAUGGCAACUAACGCCAUGAUGACGGACCAAGACUCGCUCGCAUACCUAAUUGGCCUCAGAGCUUCCCUCGACAGACAGAUCGAAGAAGCUAGUAGCCGAUUGAGCCUCUCUACGAACCACGCUACCGCCACCGGAGCACUGGUCAAGCCGAACGACUACAUUACACCAACGUACCAGUUCUCCAACGCGUCGAGUCACAUCGUUGGUCAGUUGCUCAGUCAUUUGGACGGCACCACCGUGUCUAAGACCAGAUUCUACAUGGCGCUCCGAGGCCUUACGACACGGGCGGCAGCUUUCGACGAGCUCAUCGACACCUUGUGGACCAACACCUCUGGCUACAAGGACUCCGUUGAUGACUUACGCCUGACCAACGACCUCCUGCAAGUGUUUGAUCGCUCGAGACGCCCAGCUGACGGGCUACGCGACUAUGAGGCCGCCCGGCUUCUCGAACUGCCCUCUUUCGCCGAUCUUGUCGACAGAGGCAAGCGAAACGACGCCCUGAUCGACCUGCCUCGCCACAUACCUGUGGUAGGCGUCGAACCAGUCGGCCGCGAAUUGGACUACCAAACCCGCAAAGCGAAGGUAGCAGUCCUGCUAGCCAAUCGAAUCAUCGACAAGGUCGUCGCCAUCACCGGCCUGGCUAUCGCACGUUACACCGAGUACGACUCUAUGCCCCAGAAGAACGAUCUGUACGAAUACCCGCUGGAAAUCCAGCUCGCUCUGUCCGCAGUCUCUCUGCACCUCGACAGCACUGCUGGCCACGACCAAGCACGCUCUUGGAAGAGGCACGCGAACGUCUGGCUCCGCGAGCUCGCCACCUUGAUGUACGAUCGCCACCUCAUCGAGCACGAAGCCGACGAAGAGACCGACACGAGCGAAGAUCAGAGCAUCAAUACGACCAACAACCUCGACACCGAGCCUGAUUACGCCCGUAUGGCGGUUGAAGGCUACAUAGCUGCGAUCAAGGCUUCACCCAAGUGGGCCGAUUUCUCUAGCAAGCCUACCAACCUCGGCGCCCUAGCUGAUGUCGCAGCUAACAAGCCAUCCAACACCGAGGACUUCUCCACUGCCAUGAAGUUGAUUCAGAGAUACGCAGAGAAGCACAAGCUGCUCGAGUCCGAAGAGUCCGAGUGA
This is a messenger RNA of Zasmidium cellare ATCC 36951, 4455 nucleotides long. RefSeq lists its product as uncharacterized. Lineage: Eukaryota; Fungi; Ascomycota; Dothideomycetes; Mycosphaerellales; Mycosphaerellaceae. The record is from RefSeq and is a predicted model, not a curated record. The transcript has a single exon. Bases 1 to 4455 code for a protein of 1484 amino acids.